Molecule: messenger RNA, 5106 nt
Organism: Momordica charantia (bitter melon)
Lineage: Eukaryota; Viridiplantae; Streptophyta; Magnoliopsida; Cucurbitales; Cucurbitaceae
Source: RefSeq, a predicted model, not a curated record
AUGGAAGAUCAAAAAGCCGAGCAGGAGAAAACAAGGAAAGAUAUUGAGGAGUUGCGAGAAAAGCUAGAUGYCAUCYUCCUCGYGUUGGAAAAAGGCAAAGCGACUGCAGAUCCUGCUACAUCUAGCAACCCUAUCCAUGAGCCGCAAGAAACYCCGCCUUAUCCACCUGGGUACGGUCCACCUCUUAGGCCAGUGGCAGAGGGUUUCAUGCCACAAUAUACAACGUACAACCCUCUGUAUGACGUCCCGAUUGGUCAGUAUCCGCAUACCUUUGUUAAGGGAGCUCAGCAAAUCCCAACCAACAUCAUUUUUCGAGAGCCCGAGCAAAUGAUGUCACCCCCUACAGUYSUUAACCUAGGUGGUYUCCCAGCCAAGACAGACCCAGUCRGACAAAAUGCUYCCAGUAAMGAGAAGUUMGAAGUUCUGGAGGAAAGAUUAAGAGCAAUAGAGGGGACAGACGUUUUUGGCAACAUCGAUGCCUCACAAUUAUGCUUGGUGUCUGGAUUAGUCAUCCCUCCAAAAUUCAAGGUGCCAGAGUUUGAGAAGUACGAUGGUUCUUCUUGUCCUAAGAAUCAUCUUAUAAUGUACUGUAGGAAGAUGGYAGCGUACGUCCAAAAUKACAAAUUGUUGAUACACUGCUUUCAAGAUAGUUUAUVUGGUCYGGCCUCUCGUUGGUACAUGCAGUUAGAUAGCUCUCAUGUUGGCUCGUGGAAGAAUCUGGCCGACUCCUUCCUAAAACAAUAUAAGCAUAACAUAGACAUGGCUCCAGAUCGCUUAGAUUUACAGAGGAUGGAGAAGAAUAGUACAGAGAGCUUUAAGGAGUAUGCUCAAAGGUGGAGGGACACGGCAGCUCAAGUCCAACCUCCUUUAACAGAUAAGGAGCUAUCUGCCAUGUUCAUCAAUACCCUAAAACAUCCUUUCUAUGAUCGGAUGAUAGGAAGUGCUUCCACAAAUUUCUCUGAUAUUAUGACCAUCGGAGAAAGGAUCGAAUACGGGGUUAGACAUAAGCGAAUAACCAGUACUGCCGAUGAGCCAUUAGCUGCAAAGAAGGCAAGUCAUUCCAAGAAGAAGGAAGGUGAGCUGACGCCUGUACCUGUAGAUCCGAUCCAGCCUCUAUACCCAAGAUGGUAUGAUGCAAAUGCUCGUUGUGACUAUCACGCAGGAGCCAUAGGGCAUUCAACAGAGAACUGCACUGCAUUAAAAUACAGGGUUCAAGCUUUGCUCAAGGCAGGUUGGUUGAACUUUAAAAAAGAAAAUGAGCCUGAUGUAAGUAAGAAUCCACUGUCGAAUCAUCAAAAUGUCCAAAUAAAUGCAAUCGAAUGCCAAGGGAUCGAGUCGAAGAGUAAGGUUGCCGAUAUUAGAACCCCUAAGGAGGAACUAUUCGAAAUUCUCUUGGGUAGUGGAUAUGUAUCAGUGGAAUACCUAUGCCCAAACCUCAAGUAUAAAGAGUAUGAUGAAAGUCUGACGUGCCCGUUCCACGCUGGGGCAAAAGGUCACUCCCUAGAGCAAUGCAACAGUUUUCGGAUGAAAGUUCAAGAGUUGUUAGACUCAAAAAUCCUUACUGUUGCAAAUUCUCACCAGAAGAAAGGGAUAAAUGUCGUGGAGGAUGUCUCAGUUGCUGAAGGCUCAAGUGAUGCUCUUAAGCCAAAACGUCUCACCAUCUUUUACAGUGAAAAGCCAGAUGCACCCAGCUGCAGUCAGAAACCAAUCACUAUCACGGUCCCAGCUCCUUUCGAGUAUAAAAGUUCCAAAGCAGUGCCUUGGAAAUAUCAGUGCAAGGUAACUGUAGGGCAAGAUGUAUCAUCUCCUCCACUCCCAGUUGACAAUAUUACCGAAGUGGGAGACUUGGGAUCACAAGCCGAAGCCAAAGAGAUUAAAAUAGGCACUCAUAUGUCUUCAGAGAGUCGCAAAAAGUUGAUAGAGUUACUUCAUGAGUAUGCUGAUGUUUUUGCUUGGUCCUAUCAGGAUAUGCCUGGUUUAGAUACAGACAUCGUAGUGCACAAAUUGUCGAUCAACCCAGAGUUCAAGCCGGUGAGACAGAAGUUAUGGAAAAUGAGGCCAGAUAUGUUGAUCAAGAUAAAGGAUGAAGUAAGGAAGCAAAUCGAUGCAGGGUUCCUUACGGUAUCUAAUUACCCUGAGUGGGUGGCAAACAUUGUCCCCGUACCAAAGAAAAAUGGACAAGUAAGAAUGUGUGUUGAUUAUAGAGACUUGAAUCGUGCAAGUCCAAAAGACAACUUCCCGCUUCCUCAUAUCGAUGUGCUGGUUGAUAAUACUGCUGGGUUCUCAACCUUCUCCUUUAUGGGUGGGUUCUCAGGCUAAAAUUAGAUCAAGAUGGCACCUGAGGAUCGUGAAAAAACCACAUUCAUUACGCUAUGGGGAACUUUCUGCUACAAAGUUAUGCCAUUUGGGCUAAAAAAUGUUGGGGCAACCUACCAGCGUGCCAUGGUUACUCUCUUUCAUGACUUGAUGCACAAAGAAAUUGAAGUUUACGUGGAUGAUAUGAUUGCCAAGUCAAAACAGGGCGAGGAGCACACAACUAUUUUAAGGAAGUUGUUUGAUCGAUUGAGGAAGUUCAAAUUGAAACUCAAUCCCAACAAAUGCAUAUUUGGGGCAACCACUGGAAAACUCCUUGGUUUUGUAGUAAGCCAAGAAGGCAUUAAAGUUGACCCGGAUAAAGUCAAAGCAAUCUUAGAGAUGCCACCUCCACAGACGCAGAAAGAAGUCAGAGGAUUUCUAGGACGACUCAACUACAUCGCAAGGUUCAUAUCUCACUUAACAGCAACUUGCGAACCCAUCUUUAAAUUGCUCCGCAAGAACAACGAUGGGGUAUGGAGUGAAGAUUGUCAAGCAGCAUUCAAUAAGAUUAAGCAGUAUUUGCAAGACCCUCCAAUUCUUGUGCCACCAACUCCAGGACGACCCCUUAUUUUGUAUCUCACAGUGACUGAAAACUCAAUGGGAUGUGUACUGGGGCAGCAUGAUGAUUCAGGCAGGAAAGAACAGGCUAUAUAUUAUUUAAGUAAGAAGUUCACUGAUUGCGAGACUAGAUACUCUCAAGUAGAAAAAACUUGUUGUGCUCUAGCUUGGGUUGCUCGACGUCUAAGACAAUACAUGUUGUAUUAUACCACAUGGCUCAUUUCAAAGAUGGACCCCAUAAAGUACAUUUUUGAAAAGCCGUCUCUCUCGGGUCGAAUUGCAAGGUGGCAGGUCCUCUUGUCCGAAUAUGAUAUUGUUUAUGUGACUCAAAAGGCUAUUAAGGGGAGUGCUUUGGCCGACUACCUAGCUCAACAACCUAUAAAUGACUACAUACCGGUAAAGUUCGAUUUUCCAGAUGAGUAUAUCUCCACCAUAACUGCAAGUGAGGAAAGUUUAGACCCGCAAACUUGGACCAUGAUGUUUGAUGGUGCCUCUAACGAGUUAGGUCAUGAGAUUGGGGCUAUUUUGAUAUCACCCAAAGGGGAACUAUACCCUCUUACCACUAAAUUAUGUUUUGACUGCACACAUAAUAUGGCCGAGUAUGAAGCAUGCUCGAUGGGCGUCCAAGCUGCUAUUGAUAUGAAGGUUAAGAAAUUUAAAGUUUUUGGGGAUUCUACGCUAGUAAUUCAUCAACUAAGAGGAGAAUGGGAAACAAGAGACGUUAAGUUGUUGCCUUACAAACAACUCAUAACAGAAUUGUCACAAGAAUUUGAUGAAAUCUCAUUUGAUUAUUUGCCAAGAGAAAAUAAUCAAGUAGCAGAUGCAUUGGCCACAUUAGCGGUGAUGUUCAAUUUAGAACUCAAUGAGGAUGUACGUCCGAUUAAAGUUGGGAGGAGAGAUGUCCCAGCUUCUUGUAUGAGCAUUGAGGAAGAACCCGACGGUAACCCUUGGUUUCAUGACAUCAAGCAAUAUAUAAAGAGUAAAGAGUAUCAACCAAAUGCUUCAGAAAAUGAUAAGCGCACCCUUCGCAAGUUGGCAAUGAAGUUUUUCUUAAACGGAGAGAUACUGUACAAGAGAAACCAUGACAUGGUUCUCCUAAGGUGCGUCGAAGGAAGAGAUGCCAAUAGGAUUAUGGAAGAAGUUCAUGAAGGAGUGUGUGGCACUCAUGCAAAUGGACACAUGAUGGCUAGACAAAUUUUAAGAGCUGGCUAUUACUGGCUGACUAUAGAGACAGAUUGUAUUAAAUAUGCAAGAAAAUGUCACAAAUGUCAAAUUUACUCGGAUAAGACUCAUGCUCCUACUUCUCAUUUGCAUACUUUGACAGCUCCUUGGCCUUUCUCUAUGUGGGGCAUGGAUGUGAUAGGACCUAUCGAACCUAAAGCAUCAAGUGGGCACCGAUUCAUUUUGGUAGCCAUAGAUUAUUUUACUAAAUGGGUAGAAGCAGCUUCUUACCGAGAUGUGACAAAAGGAGUUGUAGUCAAAUUCAUCAAGAAGAAAAUUAUUUGUCGUUAUGGUCUUCCUGAAACCAUAAUUUCCGAUAAUGCAAGGAAUUUGAACAACAAAUUGAUGAGUGAGCUCUGUGAGCAGUUUAAGAUCAAACAUCUCAACUCAACCCCUUAUCGACCUAAGAUGAAUGGUGCAGUAGAAGCCGCCAACAAAAACAUAAAAAGAAUAGUUGAAAAGAUGACUGUAACUUACAUAGACUGGCAUGAAAUGCUUCCAUUUGCCUUACAUGGUUACCGCACCUCAGUCCGUACUUCAACUGGGACAACGCCAUUUUCUUUAGUUUAUGGUAUGGAAGUUGUUCUCCUUAUUGAAGUAGAAAUUCCAUCAUUGAGAGUUAUCAUGGAAGCUAAGUCAAGGGCUGAGUGGGUCCAAAGACGUUAUGAGCAGCUAAACUUUGUAGAAGAAAAGAGGUUGACGGCAUUAUGCAGAGGACAACUUUAUCAAAGAAGAAUGAUGAAAGCCUAUGACGAGAAGGUGCACCCAAGAAGGUUUAGAGAGGGAGAUUUAGUUCUAAAAAGAAUUCUCCCAUUACAGAAAGAUCAUCGAGGCAAAUGGACCCCGAAUUAUGAAGGACCAUUUGUCGUGAAAAAGGCUUUCUCCGGAGGAGCACUAGUUCUGGCCAACAUGGAUGGCACUGAAUUUUUAAAUCCAGUCAACUCAGAUCAUGUUCGAAAAUAUUAUGCAUAG